Cynara cardunculus var. scolymus (artichoke) is the source of this 2030-nucleotide messenger RNA. Its product is annotated as protein VASCULAR ASSOCIATED DEATH 1, chloroplastic. Bases 111 to 2021 code for a protein of 636 amino acids. The record is from RefSeq and is a predicted model, not a curated record. NCBI's taxonomy places the organism in Eukaryota, Viridiplantae, Streptophyta, Magnoliopsida, Asterales, Asteraceae. The transcript is spliced from 18 exons. Gene Ontology annotation, biological process: negative regulation of programmed cell death.
CCCGUCUUCCAUCGUCAACUCCCAAGUGAAAAACCCACGUGGUUCAUCCAGUCACAAUCGCCGCCGGUACACGUCAUUUCACGGUAAUUCUUCCGUCAUAACUUCCGUGCAUGGCGGUGGCGACGACUUCCUCUAGCGACAACAUCGCACCGGUCUCACAAUCGAUGGAUAAAUCACCUACAGCAAACUCAUCGUCCGAUGAUACUGCCGCCAUCGAACCUCUGUCGGUGGUAAACGGUAAUGGUUCCUCGUCCACCGCUGUCGCAGAUCCGGCUGAUAACUCUACUCCCUCACCUAGAGCUUCACCUUCCAGACAAUUGGAAUAUCAGCCGUCUUUGAGGAGCGAAGAAUAUCGACAACUGUUUCGUCUUCCUCCUGAAGAAGUCCUUGUUCAAGAUUUCAAUUGUGCAUUGCAAGAGAAUUUCAUCCUUCAGGGUCAUAUGUACCUGUUCAUUCGUCACAUAUGCUUUUACUCAAACCUAUUUGGAUUUGAGACAAAGAAAAUAAUUCCUUUUGAUGAAGUUACCUUGGUCAAAAGGGCAAAGACUGCAGGAAUAUUCCCUACUGCCAUAGAAUUAGUAGCUUCAGAUAAAAAGUACUUUUUUACGUCGUUCUUAUCGCGUGAUGAGGCCUUUAAGCUUAUUAACGAUGGUUGGUUGGAACAUGGGAAUGGAAAUAAAGCUAUCUCCGACCAGCAGGACUCAAGAUCUGAGUUGAUUGAUGAAGAGCCUGAAAUUGUUGUGGCUGAAGAUUCAGAUGAAGCCAGACCACUUGGGGAUAAUCUAGAAACCACAAACAGAAACACCAGUGACUAUGUAUCAGAAGAUCCCAACGCUUCACUUGACAUUGAAGCUGAAGUGUCAUUGACGUCUUCCAGCGUGCAAGAUGCUGUACAGGAUACCGUUGUUCAAAAUACUGAUUGUUCAUCUUCUGGGAAAUCUUUGGCAUGGGAGAUUCAGGAUGCUGAUGCACCAGAGGUCCCUGAGGGCUAUACACUGGCUGCAGAAUCUCCAUUUCCGAUAAAGGUGGAUGAGUUCUUUCGUCUCUUUUACUCAGAUGAUGCCCUCCCUUUUCUUGAAUCAUAUCACAAAAAAUGUGGAGAUAAAGAUCUCAAGUGUACGUCAUGGAAACCCCAUGACCAACUUGGUUAUGCUCGUGAAGUAUCGUUUCAGCAUCCAAUCAAAAUUUAUUUUGGUGCAAGAUUCGGUUCUUGCAACGAAGUACAGAACUUUCGAGUUUACAGAAACAGUCAUUUGGUUCUGAAGACAUCACAAGUGAUCAAUGAUGUACCCUAUGGAGACUACUUUGCCGUGGAGGGGCUAUGGGAUGUGGUAGCGGAUGCAAAUGAUGGUUGCACAUUAAGGGUAUACGUCAAUGUUGCAUUCUCCAAGAAAACCAUGUGGAAAGGGAAGAUAGUGCAGGCUACAAUUGAAGAGUGCCGAGAUACUUUUGCAGCCUUUAUAGAACUUGCGAAUGCGUUUCUGAAACAGAAGAACAUUGAUAGAGAAGCCAACUUGAUUGCCAAUGUAAAUGUAGAAGAACCGGUACGAACCYUGGAACAUUCACCAACAUCACGUCAGGAGACGGACAUGACGACACAGACUGUUCCAGCGUCCCGGGAAGUAAACCACGYCAGCACCUUGGUGCAAGGAUCUUCGAGUGGUUCUGGCACUGCUGCGUCCUUUUUCAGAGAUUCUGUACUGAAACUCUUUUCAUCUUUCAAGUCUCAGAACCAGGUCCCUUUUUUUGUUGUUAUCCUCUUGGCUGUGGUCAUCCUCCUGAUGCAGAUAAGUAUCAUUGUGCUGCUUCUCAGACCUCAAACCGUUCAAGUGGUUUCCGACACGGCCUGGAUGAGCAACGCCCGUAUCGAUAGAAGGGCGGAGACGGUUUCGUUGCUAAACAAACAGAUUGAUCAUCUGAAGGAGCAGAUGCUGAUCGUUGAGACCCUGCUGGAGAAAAUGCGACAUGAGCAUGAUAUGUYAUMCGUUCAACUGAAAAAYUUGAUGCUUCRGAAAAGUUAGCAUCCUGAG